AUGGCUGCGGGCGUCCCCUGCGCCCUCGUUACCAGCUGCUCCUCUACCUUCUCCGCAGACCGGCUAGUGCAACAUAUUCUUGGAACAGAAGAUGUUGUUGUGGAAGUGACUGCCAACGAUGCUGUGAGGUUUUAUCCCUGGACCAUAGAUAAUAAAUACUACUCAGCAGAUAUCAAUCUGUGUGUGGUGCCAAACAAAUUUCUCGUCACCGCAGAGAUUGCAGAGUCUGUCCAAGCAUUUGUGGUUUACUUUGACAGCACACAAAAAUCUGGUCUUGAUAGUGUUUCCUCCUGGCUUCCUCUGGCAGAGUCAUGGUUACCUGAGGUGAUGAUCUUGGUUUGCGAUAGAGUAUCUGAGAACGGUGUAAACCGACAGAAAGCUCAAGAGUGGUGUAUCAAACAUGGCUUUGAAUUGGUAGAACUUAGUCCGGAAGAGUUGCCUGAGGAAGAUGAUGACUUCCCAGAAUCUACAGGAGUAAAGCGAAUUGUUCAAGCCUUGAAUGCCAACGUCUGGUCCAAUGUAGUGAUGAAGAAUGAGAGGAACCAAGGCCUUAACCUUCUCAGCUCAUUGACUGGAGCAAACCAUAGCAUUGGAUCAGCAGAGACCUGCCACUCAGAGCCCUGUGAGCUGGCAGCAGCGAGGACCGAGUCCCUCUCGGACCAUCGAGGGGCCGCUUCUGACACGGCAGACGUGCAGGUCAAUAGCGCUGUGGAUCCCAUGUUAGACCUGGACAUUCAAGAACUUGCCAGUCUUACUACAGGCGGAGGAGAUUUGGAGAACUUUGAAAGACUGUUUUCAAAGUUAAAAGAAAUGAAAGACAAGGCUGCGACGCUUCCUCACGAGCAAAGAAAGAUGCAUGCAGAAAAGGUGGCCAAAGCCUUCUGGAUGGCAAUUGGGGGAGACAGAGAUGAAAUUGAAGGCCUUUCUUCUGAUGAAGAGCACUAA
This is a messenger RNA of Rangifer tarandus platyrhynchus (Svalbard reindeer), 945 nucleotides long. The record is from the annotation of a GenBank genome assembly. Lineage: Eukaryota; Metazoa; Chordata; Mammalia; Artiodactyla; Cervidae.